GCGAACUUUUUUCCUCCGGAUCUCACCCUUCAUUUUGGCGUCUUUUCCAGCACCCACCUCCCCAAGCCAGCAGGUUUUUUCCGCCAUCACCAUCGCGUCGUCGAUAGCACUAUACCCGCUAUACGUCGCAACAAGAAAGAACCACAUCUGCGCCGCCGUCGCAUACCGCGUCCAAACCGCCAAAACCAUGCCGCGCCCACCAAAGAACAAGGUCGUUGAGGCCGCGAAGCCCAGCUCCGCACCGCCUAGGGCGCCCGUCAUUGAUGUUGACAAUUUUAUUCGCGUGCGCGACUCGGUCUACCAAAGGCUCUCAACCAUUCAAGAUCUGAUCAAGAGCUUCUCCAAUGACUACCUCCGCCAAACCAACCUCCUGCUGGGGGAGGGCACUAACAUUGAGAACGGCGGCGAGCUGGACAGCAUUGCUGGAGCCCUCAGCAGCCUGAUGCCUGCUGCUUUUGCCCCGCCUCUGCCUGUCGUUGAGGAGAAGAAGGAGCGUAAGAAGCGCACUCACGAUCCCAAUGCGCCCAAGCGCCCCCUCACCCCGUACUUCCUAUACAUGCAGACGGCUCGCCCCAUUAUCGCCAGUGACCUCGGAGAAGAGGCUCCCAAGGGCGCCGUUCAAGAGGAAGGCCAGCGCCGUUGGUCUGUCAUGGGCUCUGCCGAGAAGCAGGGCUGGAACACGGCAUACCAGUACAAUCUGCGCCUCUACAACGCCCGCGUCCACUCUUACAAGCACGGCAACCCGGACGCCAAGAACAUGUCAGACCCUGAGGCGCUCAAGUAUGCCGAUGAGUUCAAUAUCGAGAUGCCCACAGCUACGGCUGUCGUUGAGGAGGAGCCCACACCGGCGGCUAAGACCCCCAAGAAGGGCAAAGACACCCGCAAGCGCAAGACAGCCACCCCGGCAGCCGAGGCGGAGCCCGCUAAGAUCGCGCCUACGCCCUCAAGCCCAGAGGUGAAGAAGCGCAAGCGGACGUCCAAGGCGGCCGAGGUAGAAGAACCUAAGAAGUCGGGGCGGAAGAAGUCCAAGACGGGCUGAAUCCCGUCCUCAAUCUAUCUCUGCCUUUCUUUACGUCUUUGCUUCGUUGUCUCAUGAUACCUCUCUGGGCUAUUACCGUCUUGGUCUUUUUAUGAUACCCUCGUCGACGAGACACUAGCGAGGACCGUCCUAGUGGUUUGCAUUCGCCGAGGUGGUAUAGUUCGGAACUCGACGGGAUUUCACUUUUCGGCGCGCCUGACGGUUCUUUCCGGCGCUCGCUGACUUGCGGGGGUGUGUGUGU
Messenger RNA from Lasiosphaeria miniovina, 1280 nucleotides. RefSeq lists its product as uncharacterized. The record is from RefSeq and is a predicted model, not a curated record. Bases 188 to 1039 code for a protein of 283 amino acids. Gene Ontology annotation, molecular function: DNA binding, bending. The transcript is spliced from 3 exons. Lineage: Eukaryota; Fungi; Ascomycota; Sordariomycetes; Sordariales; Lasiosphaeriaceae.